Passer montanus (Eurasian tree sparrow) is the source of this 3288-nucleotide messenger RNA. RefSeq names its product store-operated calcium entry associated regulatory factor (gene SARAF). NCBI's taxonomy places the organism in Eukaryota, Metazoa, Chordata, Aves, Passeriformes, Passeridae. The record is from RefSeq and is a predicted model, not a curated record. The coding region runs from base 58 to 963 and encodes 301 amino acids. Gene Ontology annotation, cellular component: endoplasmic reticulum membrane. Gene Ontology annotation, biological process: regulation of store-operated calcium entry. The transcript is spliced from 6 exons.
GGGGUUGGGGCGGGCCCCGCGCGUCCCUGGCGGGCGGUGGCGGCUGCCGGUGCUGUCAUGGCGGCCAUGGCGGCGCUCGCUGCUCUGCGCCUGCUGCUGCUCUGCGCCGCCGCGGGACCCGCGCUGGGCCGGGACCGACCGGGGAAGGUUCUGCUGCGGGACGUCCAGGCGCUCACUCUCCACAGAGGGCAGUACACGACAUCCAGGCGGACAGCCUCGGUCCCUCAGCUGCAGUGCACGGGCGGCUCUGCGGGCUGCUCCCGUGUCCCUGAGGCUGUGCAGUGCUACAACAAAGGAUGGGAUGGCUACGAUGUACAGUGGGAGUGCAAAGCAGACCUGGAAAAAGCCUACCGUUUUGGACAAAUGGAAGUGAGCUGUGAAGGCUAUGAUUACCCAGAUGAUCCUUACAUUCUAAGAGGCUCCUGUAGUUUGCUGUUCAAGCUAGAGCUGACUGAGGAAGGUGAAAGGAAAGUGAAGAACUCUGGAAGCUUUGGCUCUAGCUAUUACCAGUCAAGGAAAGAUUAUUCUGAUUCUGGUUCUGGAGCAAUUGUUGUAAUUGUUCUUCUUCUUCUUGCUUUUGGAGUAUACAAGUUCUUCCUCAGCAACCAGCAGUCUCAGCAGAGUUCUGGGGGCAGUGAUGGCUUCUCUCAGCCCUUCUGGCAGAGUCAGCAGGCACCUCCUCCUCCUGGUUUUAAGUCCACCUUCACAGAUGACAACAGCUUUGGAACUAAUUCCCAUCAUGGAACCAGCUCAGGACCAGGAUUUUGGACUGGAUUAGGAGCAGGAGGCUUGCUAGGCUACUUGGCAGGCAGUCACAGAGCACAGCCACGUUCCCCAUAUCACAGUAUGUGGACAGAUCCCACAGCUGUGCCUCCUAUGCAUGGGCACUCAAGGAAUUCCACAGAAGGCAGCAGCUCAGGAACAAGAACUGCUUCUGGCUUUGGAGGCACAAAGCGAAGAUGAAAUCCUUUACAUUAUUACAUCAGAGUGAUUGAACUAAAUCUUGUUGUGUACUUGUACUUCUUUUAAUAGUAAUGUACUCCAAAAGUGGAUAUGAGGUUUGAAGGAUUAGGCAAAGAAUUCCUCACUUUCUCUGUGGACUCUCACUGCUGUUUAGAGUAUCCCAGGUGCUGCCCACCAAGGGAGCAUCCACUGUUUCAAAUCAGCAGCCUCUCCUACAGAAAAAGCUCCUCCAAGUUAAGAAGAAUGAUGUUACACUGACCAUGUAUCUGUCUCUACUUGAGGCAUUAUGGCAAUGAUAGCCUUACCAGAUUUUCAAAGCAUGUACUCGUGUUCUGGGCUUCAUUUCAUUUGGUCCAGAAUUCGUGAUAAUUUUUUUCCUCUUUCCUGGUAGUCCAGCAUCUACCUGAUACGUAAGGCGUGCUGCUCUUUGAAGCUACUUUUUUUUUGCCUUUGCAGAAUGCAUGUGAACUUUAGUGUAAGUGCAGUCAGCCACUCAGAUAAGUGUUGGAGUUCUUCCUCAGUGAACAAGAGCAAAGCUGUGUAUAAAGAGAUUAACAUUAGUAUGCUUGUGUCUGUGCUAUGUGACUGUUGGAGUAAAAAUACUGCAGAUUCAUGGAUUCUCCAUGUUGCAGAGUUUAUCCAAGAUGACUGUGCAAACCUGGGGGACUUUCCCUAUAAGUUAUUGGAGGUAAAUAAAUAAGUAACCUGGAAAUUUGGACCUUUUCCUGGAAGUCUGAGGUAAUUUGAGUUCAGGUGAUUACAGACAUUUUGCCUGCAUUGAGGCCAAAGAUUUUCUUUUUAAGGGUGGAUGUUGGCAAUGCUGUGAAAACUUAUGAUGUGAAUGGUCUGUCCUGGUAGGUCACCUGUCCAGGGCACAGUAAACCAAAGAUGCUCAUUGCAAAAGGGAAGGGGGAAUGUUCUUAAUGCAAAGAUGAUAGAAUCUCUGGGACACAGCAGGCCUUGAUACUAAGCAAAGAAAGGAAAUUGGAUAUCUAACAGGAUGUAAACUUCCCCAAACAUGCUUUUUAAAAACAAAGUGCUGUCGAAGAGUGGGAAGCAGAGAGGCCUUGCUUAUUCUGUGAUGAUAUUUUGGGGCCUCUGUGAGGUGUCAUACAGUUCUUGGGUGAUUUAUUCUCUCCUGGAAGAGGCAUUGUUGGAUAAAAAGCAGAGAAAUUUCUCAGGAUUGUGGGGAGAGGGGAAGAGUGAAGAAUGGGCUGCUGGAUGACCAGCUCUUCUGCAGAGUCCAUCCUAACAAAGUGUAGAAGUGUUUGUGUGGCAGCAGCCAGAGAAGCAUUGUCUUUCAUCCUUGGGAAAACACUGUGUCUGGGAGUUGAUACCAGCUGUUCCAGUGAAAGCAAAGCACUGUUCAGCUGAUACAGGUUGCAGCUCCACAAGGAGAUUAAAUAGUCAGGUUAGUCUAAGAAAGUGACUUCAGCAUAACUCAGGGAAAAGCAACCGUGUCCAUUCAUGAGUGUAGAAGGAAUUAGUUCAUAUGUUAACACCCAAGUUCAAUGUGUGACUUAAGCAACCAAAAGAGAGAAAAUCAAAAAAGAAAAAAAUAUACAAGCAAACCAAACCAGCAAAUUGAAAAAAGUGCUUCAUGAAAAAGUUCUUGUACUAAAAGUGUUAUCAAUUUAAUUUGAUACUUUCAAAAUGAGGGUGAAAUGGUGGUUUGCUUCUCAGAGCUACCUGAGGGUUUGGGAAAAAUAACUGCAUUAAUAGCCUGCACUGUGACAAAGAUCUUACUCGUGGCCUCCUAGAAAGCUCUGCCUUUUAUGAGAAGUCCAUGGUAAAUCUCUUAUCUUUAUAACAAAGUGUAGCAGAAGAAUAUAUUUUAGAUAUGGAGUUCUUACUUAUUUCUAAGUGUAUUCAGGUUAAGCUUGUCACAGUCAAUACAUGCUUUGCCAACUAAUUGCAUAACAAUGAAACUGGAUUUUUUUUUCUAACUGGGUAGUUGGAAGCUGAAGUUUGCUCUUAAAUUACAGUAUGGUAUGAAGUGUUAUAGACAAUGUUUUCAUUUGUAUUUAUGUAUUUAUGGUUUCUGCUUGAAAUGUGCAAAAUAAAUCUGAUACAUAAUUCUACUAUAGCUUCUGAAUCUGUUUGAGUAUGUUUGCCCUUCCCUCUGAUAAAGGAAUGAAAUAAGUGAAUAAGGAAUAUUUUUGUUUUUCAGUCACUGUCUUGAGGCCUGCAGGGAUGGCACUGUUUGUUUUCUCAGAGUUCUCUGUCUCAUCAUCCACUUCCUGGAUAAAUAAUAUCAUCCUUUUCCCCCAGAUGCAAAGUGGGUAAGCUCUGUGUUGCUUCAAUAAAAUAAAACAGUACUGAGAA